GAAAACCACACACGUUACAUAUGCACGACGAACAUUCUCACUUGAAAUAACGAGGUCGGAGCGAGGACUCCCCGUCGGUUGGGGAUAGUGCUGUGUCUGAAACUCGUCACAAGGCAACAACGACGGCCCGCCGGGAAACGAUGACGCGAGAAUUUCGUUUUUAGAAAAAAAAUAAUAGCAUUUCAAAAGAAGUAGAAGGACGGAAGAGCGACCGAGAGACGAAGUGGUGAAGUAGCGUUCUAUGUCCACGCUCGUAGUUUCAGGUUGCUAGCGGAGUUAGCCACCUAGCCGCAGUUUAGCUCGCAGUCAGCGGCCAACUUUUCAUCAUAUCCCGGCCAAGCUCGCUCGUUUCCGUCAGGAAAAAUGUGCUCUUCUUCGGGACGUUUAUCCGCAUGGCCGGCGGCUAGCAUCGGCUGAGAGCCUCCAUUCUCUAUUUUUGUGUCCCGUUUUUCUUGUACUGCACAUUUUUGGAGCUGUUGAUUUGACACACACAUACACAGACUGGACUUUUGCCCUACGAGUGCUGUAUCGUUAACCUCCUCCAAAGGCCUCCAUUUAUCCUAUUAUUGGGAGUAUUUGAAAACGUAAUUUUUUACAUUAUAUUUUAUUCGUUUUUCUUUCAAAGAAGACCAAGUUGUCCCGGAGGAUUUUUUUUUUGCCUGUGUGGAAAAUGGAUGCGGGCAUAGAGAAGGAAUGCAGCGCCUUGGGAGGUCUCUUCCAGCUCAUCAUGAACGACAUGAAGGCCAGUUAUCCCACAUGGGAGGACUUUGUCACGAAAGGAGUCAAACUUCAGUCGCAGCUCAGGACCACCAUCCUGGUGACAGGCGCCUUCCUGGAUGCUUUUCAGAAGGUCGCCGACAUGGCGAUGGGAUCCAGAGGUGCUACCAAGGAGAUUGGCUCAGCGCUAACCAGGAUGUGUAUGAGACACCGCAGCAUUGAGUCUAAACUCAAACUUUUCACGACAGCGCUCUCGGAAAGUCUCAUUACACCGUUAGAGUUGAAGAUGGAGGAGUGGAGAAAAGCAGCCAGUCAGUUGGACAAAGAUCACGCCAAAGAGUACAAAAAGGCGCGGGCAGAUAUCAAGAAAAAGUCGUCCGAUACAGUCAAACUACAGAAGAAGAUGAAGAAAGGGAAGGACGCAGUGCGCGGCCAGCUGGACAGCGCGCUGCAGGACGUCAACGUGCGCUACGCCGUCCUGGAGGAGACGGAGAAGAGGGCCGUGUGCCGGGCACUCAUAGAGGAGAGAGCGCGCUACUGCACCUUUGUCACAAUGCUGAAGCCGGUGCUGGACCACGAGAUCAACAUGCUGGGCGAGGUGACGCACCUGCAGACCAUCCUGGAGGAUCUCACCACGCUGACAGCCGAGCCCAACAAACUGCCACCAGCCAGCGAGCAGGUGAUCUUGGACCUAAAAGGUUCUGACUUCAGUUACACCUACCAGACACCACCAGCCUCACCCAGCAACACGCUGUCCAGGAAAGGCAGCGUCAGCAGCUACCAGUCUGGGUCAGUGCGGCACGUCCCUUCCUUGGACUCCAUCAGCUGUGCUGUGGAUGGUGUGCACAUCCAGCAGCGCUCCUCCCAGUACCUUCUGAUCGGCUGCGACGAAAGCGGCCGCUCCCUCAGCGAAGGGAGCGCCCCUUCUCGCCCGGGCGGCCGACAGGGCAGCCGCGGUCGCUACGGUUACGCAGCCGGUCCCGGCCAUCGCCUCGCGCCGGGCCGCCGCGUCAGCCGCCGAGAUAUGACCACCGAUGCAAUGGGCUCCACCAAUCAGCUGGCUUCCGCGAGCAUGGGCGGUGAGAACGGCCUCCUGGCGCCCCCGCCCAGCGCCUACACGCAGCAUGGCGAGAGGAUCCGUGCCAUGUCUGCUUCUGGAAAGUCGUGUUCGGCCCGGGAUCAGCUGGCCUUGACUCUUGGCGCGCUGACGGCGGACGCGUCGCGCAGCAGCCGCGACUCGCUGCACUGCUCUAGCGGCUACAGCACGCAAACCACCACGCCGUCCUGCUCCGAGGACACCAUCCACACCCACGUCGACUACGAGUCCAUUUCCCUCCACGGGGAUAGCGACUCCAUCUCCUUGCACCACCUGUCACACGGCGGCGGCGGCGUCAACCAGUCGGAUUUCGACAAGUCCUCCACCAUCCCGAGGAACUCGGACCUGGGCCUCCAGUACCGGAAGUUCGCCCAGUCCAAGCGUCCCGCCUCCACCGUCAGCCUGCUGGCCGAGACGGAGCUGACGGGCGGCUCGCACACGGCCACCAUCCGGCGCAAGCCGUCCACCAAGCCGGUGUACCGCCGGGGCACCAUCAGCGGUGGGGUGCCCAUCCCGAUCUGCACGCCGCAGGUCCCCGUGGGGCCGACGACCCCGGGGAGCGAGGAGAAUGUGUUCGUCGCGACGUCCGCAGGAGGCUUAGGUUACAACAAACUCUUCACUUCCACGCAGAGCCUCAGCGCCCUGCCGCCAUCCUCAACCUCGCCGUACUACCAGCUGGUGCCCGGUCAGAUGCCCAUCCCGGUGCCCGUACCCGCCGUUCCACCAGAGGGCGGCAUUGCCAAGCACCAGCAACUACAACAACUCAACCAUCAGGUGCAAAUGCAGUUUCACCACGAGCGGCAGCUUCAGAAACACAACCGGCCCCAGGUCCACGGUCAGAUUCAGAUCCAGAACCAGAACCAACCGCUGACGCAGACCCAGCUCCAGGCCCACCCCCAGUUCCAAAACCAGCAGCACCAACAGAAGCUCUUCCACCAGCAGAGGGCCCAGUUUCAGGCUCCCCACGCCCAGCGAGAGGACUCCAUCCUGGGCUACACGACUCAUGGGCAGCCCCCUCCGCCUUUCAUCCAGGACCAGGACAGCCUGAUGCACGAGAGGGGCGAUAGGGACAUGCUGAACCUUAUAAGGGGCGUGAAACUCAAAAGGACCCUGACCAAUGAUCGCUCGGCACCUCUGCUGCCCCUGCCGGCCAAUCACAAUUGAGAUGUGGUUGCCUUUCAUUCGCUUUGGUGCUGUGUGCAUUUUUAUUUUGUUUUUUUUUUUUUUCCGUUUGACUGAGCGGUUCCGCAUUUUUGACCGUGACCUAUGAAGCUUGUUUAGUUAGUCAGUUAGACAGCGGGUGGAAAAAGUCACAGUAAAUUUCUAGAAUGUUAUCUGUAAAUUUCCACAAGGACUUAAGAUGGGCAAUUGAGCUGUCCUUGCUCACGAGCGAGGGCAUCGCAGUACCUUCAAUUUUUAGUUUUAUUUUUUUGUCAGCAUUAGUUGGCUUGCAUCACCCAAAAAAAAAAAAAAAAAAAAAACUCCCGACCGGGUGGGGUUUCUUGGAUAACCUUGAUGCAUGGCGUUGAGGCCUAAGAUUAUUAUUUUUUUGACUGGAAUACAAUGUUGACUGAACCUAAUUACGGAGAAAUAAGUUGGUAGAAAUGGAGCUGAGUUUGCAGUUUUAGGAGUUGAGCUGCUUUAUUUUUUUAAGCGUAGUUUUAAUUGAUGACGUCAUAGCGGGGCUAUGAGGUGAGCAAGCUCCAAAAUGUUCCCGAUGCUUUUUUUUUUUAGUUUGGCCACACGAUGGCGCUCUUAGCUUUCGAGAUCUAGUUCAGAGUUAGCGAAGCUUUUAUUCAGUCUAUAGUUCAACGAUUCUAUACUUUAAAAAAAGUUUUAUGUGCUGGAUUGAAUACUCUCUGUUGCAUUGUGUUUUUUUUAUAUGAAAAAGUAAAAUGUCAUGCUUUUAUUUGUGCCUCCUCUAUGCUGUGCAGGUUUAGCUGACUGAUUUCAAAGACUGAGUCUUUAUUGGACGUUCAAGGUUUUGUUUCCUGGCUGGGCCGUUAAGAGUUUAUCGUCGCCUUGGUUACAGCCCAGCGUGCUUCCUCUCUCGUGCUGUUUGGUUGUACAUAUUCUUCUUUAAAUAUCCGUACAUACAGAUUGUAUUUUUCUGCAUCGGCCCUAUCGGAAAUGAUGCCGAGGUCUUAUUUUUGUAGACGUUCUUUAAAGCAUGUCGGAAUAUCCUUGCAAGAACACCAACCAACAGAAAUGUACUUUUGAUUUUUUUUUUUUUUUCCAAUGCUGUCACGCGUGUCAUCGCCAUCAUCGUAAUUAUAUUGACAGUGCUCGUCAA
Hippocampus zosterae (dwarf seahorse) is the source of this 4106-nucleotide messenger RNA. It is a transcript of the gene mtss1, whose product is annotated as MTSS I-BAR domain containing 1. The record is from RefSeq and is a predicted model, not a curated record. The transcript is spliced from 14 exons. Bases 671 to 2977 code for a protein of 768 amino acids. NCBI's taxonomy places the organism in Eukaryota, Metazoa, Chordata, Actinopteri, Syngnathiformes, Syngnathidae. Gene Ontology annotation, cellular component: actin cytoskeleton; cytoplasmic side of plasma membrane. Gene Ontology annotation, biological process: cell projection assembly; plasma membrane organization. Gene Ontology annotation, molecular function: phospholipid binding; actin binding.